AUGAUGAUGACAUGUUAUCGAAACAGUGUUAAAUGUAUGCUACUUUUGUUUUUCAUGGGAUUGGCUGCAUUGAAUACUUAUAGUUAUUGGAGGGAUAGUCUAAACGUGAAUAUCCUAAAUACUAGUAUGCAUCCAGAUGUUACUGUAGAACAGAGUUCUAUUACUCCAUUCCAAUGCCCGUUUGAAUCCUGGAACCAAGUACAUUCUGAUAUUGUUCCAAAUGAGAAUCUACAUCUGGAAUGGAUUCAAAAUAAUAUCUCACGACGAGACAAUAUUUUGGAAUCACAAAUCCGACUUUUGUCUUCUUUCGUCUAUUUGGAUCAUAUUUCAAUUACAACUAAUUCACAGAGGAGUUAUGGCCAAAAAGUCUACUGUCGCUACUUCAACUGCCUCCGUGAAGAGGUCUCCAACUCCUCGUAUCAAUCAAUAUUUUUCCCAAUGAAUGUAAUCAGAUGUCCGAGAAGAAUUGGUGUGAAAUAUAUGUCGAUUAGUUUUGAUUCGGAAGAGAUACCACAAGAACCGAUUCCACUUGUCUAUAGAGUUUUUGAGGCGCCAAUCCACGAGGUAUCAGUAUGCGUCGGUCCGAUAUACGGCUCGGAGAGCAAGUGGUUAGAAGUUGCAGAGUUUAUGGAACAUUAUAAACUGAUUGGUGUACGGUACUUCUAUUUUACAGUAUUCAAUAUGAAUGAGUACAGUCGGAAGAUUAUUGAUGAGUAUCUGAGAACAGGAGAAAUCGAGUUGACCGUAAUCCAAUCUGAAUACAAAACAAUUGAUUGGCAGUUUCAUCUCCUCCAGAUUAAUGAAUGCCACCAACGGAGUAAACAUCAUUCGAAAUGGGUUAUAAACGUGGAUAUUGAUGAGAGAUUGGUUAUUUUGGAUGAUAAAAUAAAAUCAGUUGGAAGUUUAUUGAGUGGAUAUAAUGAUACAGUUGCUGAGGUCGGAUUUGCGAUUCGAAGAAUUCAGAAGACGGAAAAACUGCCGGAAAAAUAUGAAAGUGAUGAGCAGAUUAUAUCCGAAAUGGAAUUCCUCAAAUACAACGUGUCUUCUCCAGUCACUGAGAAACUGCCGGAAAAAUAUGAAAGUGAUGAGCAGAUAUUCUUCGAAAUGGAAUUCCUCAAAUACAACGUGUCUUCUUCAAUCACUUGGGGUGCCUACAAAACGAUUUAUCGACCGGUAAAGAACAAUGACUUCCGUAGCACUGAGAAAAAUAUCCUUGGAUCAGGAUGGCUGACUGAUCCAAAUUACAAAAACUUUUCAAUUGUUCCGGAAGAAACGAAAUUCGCAGAGAAACUGAAGGAGAAUAAAAGGACGACAUUGAGAACAGUUCUGGAAAUCAAGAAGACGGCAGGCCCAUCCCCUGGCAGUGGAAACUUUCAUUUCAGAAAGCGAGGAAGUUCGAAACGCGCCAUGUCUGGACCUGCUCAUAAGAAAACGACAUCAACUUCGAUGGAAUUGAGCGACACUGUAGAUGAGGAAGACGAUCACUUCGAUGAGAGCAACGAAUAA
This is a messenger RNA of Caenorhabditis remanei, 1506 nucleotides long. RefSeq lists its product as uncharacterized. Lineage: Eukaryota; Metazoa; Nematoda; Chromadorea; Rhabditida; Rhabditidae. The coding region runs from base 1 to 1506 and encodes 501 amino acids. The transcript is spliced from 12 exons. The record is from RefSeq and is a predicted model, not a curated record.